AUGAACUCUCUAUUCAAUAGUACAACUUCCCAUUACUUAUUUAAGUCCAAAUCUUCACCAAUUCAAAUCACCAAAAUUAAAACCAAUUCAUCAAAUUUGAUUUUGCAGCUCUUCACAACACCAUGUCCUCCGCGGCCCCGCCGCCUCUGCCGCCAGGCCGCCCACAUCCACCACCACCACCCGUUUCACGUGGCCUUUUACUGGUGCAAAGAGGCCCAGUUCCUGUUUCCGGGUUGGCCCGAUAACAAGCCGGGCAUGUAUGCGGUGUCACUGGUUUUUGUAUUCGCUUUGGCCAUUUUCGCCGAGUUUUUGUCGAACCUCAAUUUGGUCAAACCGGGUUCGAACCGGGCGGCGAUGGUUUUCUUUCAGACCGGGUUCCAUGCGGUUCGGGCCGGAUUCUCGUAUUUGGUGAUGUUGGCCGUGAUGUCGUACAAUGGUGGCGUGUUUAUUGCGGCCGUUUUGGGCCAUGCGAUUGGGUAUGUUAUGUUCGGAAGUGGGCUUAGAAAAGGAACUAAGCCCAAUUGA
Messenger RNA from Salvia miltiorrhiza (redroot sage), 525 nucleotides. RefSeq names its product copper transporter 4-like. Bases 1 to 525 code for a protein of 174 amino acids. Gene Ontology annotation, biological process: copper ion transmembrane transport; intracellular copper ion homeostasis. Gene Ontology annotation, cellular component: plasma membrane. The transcript is spliced from 2 exons. Lineage: Eukaryota; Viridiplantae; Streptophyta; Magnoliopsida; Lamiales; Lamiaceae. The record is from RefSeq and is a predicted model, not a curated record. Gene Ontology annotation, molecular function: copper ion transmembrane transporter activity.